GUGCUGAUGAUAGGAAUAACCAUUUCUCCUCUAUUUUGUUAGCAUAUCUGCUACUCUUUUUUCUAGUGGUUCAUAAAAUAGUUACCUGUCAGCUCUUAGAAUAAAAUGGUUUCUUGCGUUGAACAAGAAACUCCCUUACCUUCGAGAAGUCCUUACCAAGUCAAUAAUCCCGAAGAAAGUUUUACCACAAAUUCACAAAUUACAACUGUGGAUAAAGAGUCCGACUUCGUCGUUUUUGGCCAAGAUCACGGAGACUGUAAAGCUGAAAGCAAUGAAGCUUUGGAACCCGCCGAUGAGUUUAUUCCUUUAGGUACUUCAGAACUUGAGAACGGAGACUCUACUAGUUAUUCCGCUAAUUACGAAAGAAAUCAGCGAGUUUGUUUUCGUUGUGGUGAGCCUGAUCACGUGAAGAAGGACUGCAAAGCGAGCUUUACCGAAGCAGCUCGGUUUAAGAGAAAAUCUGAAGAGCAACUACGGACUGCCCAUCGGGAGCUCAGCCUCGUGUAUAAGGGGAGGGUCCCUUGGCUUCAGUAUCGCCGCUUGCUUCAGGGAAAUGACAUAGGGGCUGUCGCCUACGAGUCCUCCGUAGUUGGUCUCCAUGAAGAGAUUUUAGAUUUUAUGGAGUACAUGUCUCCUCUCGAAGAAGAGAGAGCGCUACGCCAGGAUUUAAUAGACCGCAUCACUGUCAUUAUUAAUAGCGUAUGGCCUAAAGCUAUUGUGAAAGUUUUUGGAUCGUUUCCUUGCGGGUUGUACACACCGUCGUCGGACAUCGACCUCGUGGUUCUCGGCCAAUGGCCAAAGAGCCCACUCUUCUCGCUGGCGCAACUUUUGGAGCAACACAUGGAGCUGAGCAAAGUGCAGGUCAUUCCCAAAGCACGUGUCCCUAUUGUCAAAAUCACUGAUGCGCUCACAAAAGUGGAGGUUGACAUCUCGUUUAAUAUGGACAGCGGGCCAUCCACCGCCGCUCUGAUCCAGAAGCACGUCGCUGAUUUCCCCGUGUUGCUGCCGCUGACGUUCGUCGUCAAGCACUUUUUGGUGCAACGCAGUCUUAACGAAGUCUACACGGGCGGCUUGAAUUCGUACGGGAUCAUCUCGAUGAUCAUUUCCUUCCUUCAACUUCAUCCGAGAAUCGACACGCCAAAGUCACUGGACGACGUCAACUUGGGAGUCCUGCUGAUCGAAUUUUUCGAGUUGUACGGCAAGAACUUUAAUUAUGAAGUGGUUGGCAUUUCUUUGCUAAAUGGCGGCUCCUAUUUCAAUAAAUGGGUUGCGUCGUGGGAUAAAUCUCCCUUUUCCAUUCGCGAUCCUCUCGAUGAGGCCAACGAUGUCACGUGCCGAAGCAGCAACAUGAAGCGCAUCAGAAUUGCAUUUGCUCAUGCUUAUGCCGUUUUAGUAUCUAAACUUUUGAACCGCGGCCUCCAUCCGAGCCUGACCACGUUGUCCUCCAUCGUGAAUAUCCAUCCCGAAGCUAUACUAGCGCGACGCAAUGCUUUAUACAACUGGCUUCAGCGUGGAAAAACUUUGUCGAGGCCUGAAGAUAUCGAGCAACUCCGGUUGCCUGUACGCCUCCUCCUGCAGACUUCCAUCCCUGCGGAGGACGGCCAUUUGCCAGCGCCGGAUGAAGUUAAAGCCGGCGGGAGUGACACUGAAGAGGUUGACGAGCUUACUAUUGCUGGUAACGAAUACACCGAGAGUGGCACUCUCAGCGAAGACAGCGAUGAAAAUAUCGACGACGACGGGUAUACAGAUAUCAAUUAUCAAGAAGUGGAUGGUAGUGGCAAUGCUGCAGCCCAGAACUCUCCUUGACUUGAAGUUGUUCCCCUCUGAAAAAAUAAAUCGAUAAGUACAAUGUGACUCUUUGGCCGGGCGAAAUUUUAAACCUUUUGCCGGAAAUUAUGAAGAUAAUGUAUAAUAAGCUUGGGCAACUUUUGCUUAGGUAAGUGGGAAGAACAGUAUAACGUA
Messenger RNA from Zophobas morio, 1962 nucleotides. Its product is annotated as terminal nucleotidyltransferase 4A-like. NCBI's taxonomy places the organism in Eukaryota, Metazoa, Arthropoda, Insecta, Coleoptera, Tenebrionidae. The record is from RefSeq and is a predicted model, not a curated record. Gene Ontology annotation, molecular function: poly(A) RNA polymerase activity; mRNA binding; zinc ion binding. The transcript is spliced from 14 exons. Gene Ontology annotation, cellular component: nucleolus; TRAMP complex. Gene Ontology annotation, biological process: RNA 3'-end processing. The coding region runs from base 106 to 1806 and encodes 566 amino acids.